UGACGGGGAAACGGCGAGACGGCGAGACGGCGGCCGGCUGCUGCUGCUGCGACGUGGCUACGGGACGCUGAGGUGCAGCCAGCGCGGCGGGCGGUUGGAACGCUGAGCCGGCCAGCGCGGCGGGAUUGAGCUGCUCGAGCUGAAGCGCAGCGGGCGGUUGGGACGCUGAGCCGGCCAGCGCGGCGGGCGGUUGGAACGCUGAGGUGCAGCCAGCGCGGCGGGAUUGAGGCUCGAGCUGAAGCGCGGCGGGCGGUUGGAACGCUGAGCCGGCCAGCGCGCGACAGAACAGGACGCCGCUCACUUCACAGUUUAUUGCUCACCCUCCCUUUUUCUCGGAGUUAUGUCAGCCACAGACUCACCGGCGCCCGGCGCUCCCCCAGCCGGCUCGCAGAUGUUCACCGCGCCGCCCCGUUCCAGGAUCUAUAAGAUCAUCGUCAUUGGCGACUCGGGCGUAGGCAAGACCUGCCUGACUUACCGCUUCUGCGCCGGCAGGUUCCCCGACAAGACUGAAGCCACCAUCGGGGUGGAUUUCCGAGAAAAGACGGUGGAGAUAGACGGAGAAAAAAUAAAGAUUCAGCUUUGGGACACAGCUGGCCAGGAACGUUUUCGGAAAAGCAUGGUGCAGCACUACUACAGGAACGUCCAUGCUGUUGUCUUUGUGUACGACGUGACCAACCCUGUUAGCUUCCAGAGCCUUCCAGCCUGGAUUGAAGAAUGCAAACAGCACUCGCUAGGUGGGGAAAUUCCACGCAUCCUUGUGGGAAAUAAGUGUGACCUGAAAGACUCCACCAAAAUUAAAACUGACCUUGCUCAAAAAUUUGCUGAUACUCAAAACAUGCCGCUAUUUGAGACAUCGGCUAAGAACCCAAACGAUAACGAUCACGUAGAAGCCAUUUUCAUGACUUUGGCUCAUAAACUAAAGAACCACAAGCCCAUGAUGCUUAGCCAACUGCAGGUAGAUCAGUCCAAAGUUGAGCUGGAAUCUGAACCAAAGCCAGGUGUGGAGUGUUACUGUUAAAGAGAAAGGAUUUGUUUUCCAUUUGAAACAGAAUGAAAAGUGCUUUGCUGCUAAAUAUUGCUUUGAGUGUGGACAAGGCUGCAAUAAGUUCUCUGACUGAACCUGGCAGAUCUUGUUGCCAUCCAUCAAAGGAAAUGUGGUUGAACAAGAAUUGGGAUUCAUCCUGGCGAAUACUGACUGAAAAUUAAGUCAGUGGACAGUCCAGAAUUGAAAAGCGUCCAUUUUCUGGUAUUGGUUAUCAGUCAUUAAUUUUGUACCUCAACAUACAAGAGAAAUACCAAUAUCUUUUAUUCAGUUAAUGUCAUUUUAUACUUCCUUGUCCUUUUCAUAGCUUUUCCUUAAUCUUUUCUAUUCCAUCUUGAAAUUAAUCGUCUUGGUCUUGGAAACCCCUCAGAUGUUUAGUCGGUUAACAGCGAAUAUCUGACUGUCUGGGAGCAGGAGCAUGACCAGAGCAGCAAUGGGUUGUUAUUAUUAAUCUUGACUCUUCACUUUCAGUGGGGACCAAAUGUGCUUCCUGCAUACUUGGAAAUGUUAUGAUGCCUGUGUUAGUUGGGUUAAAUUUUUGGGCUUUCAUAGGAAAAUUGGUGAUUUGAUUAAAGUAACUUUCAUGCAAAAUUUAUAGAAUGUUGAUGGGAAAAGGAGGGAAGAUUGAAGAUUUUAUUUUUAAAUUAUUAGUGCACCAAUGUGGUAUUUGCAUUCAGUUUUGCCAAAUAACAUACAGAUAGGUGUUGCUGAAAUGUAACUUGCUCUUUUAUGAUUUGACUAAUAUGAAAAUAUACAUUUUAAAUGAUUUAAUUAAAUUUGACUAGUAAGGUCUAACUUAGACAAUUAAAGCCUUACAUGUUUUAAGAUUUUUGCUCAAGGUAAGAGGACAGGAAGAGGCAGUGUGCAUUUAUUCCUGGACAUAAAAGCUGGCUCUGACAAAGGGAAUGAUUGUGGGUACUUCUGAACAAACGUUUGCCAAAUCUUCCGUCUUAUUAAAAUGGGGAGAAACAUCAUGAGAGAAGACAUGUGUUGCGAGAAUAUCAGAAUCAUUCAUUCUGCCUCCUUUUGUUUGUAUCAAUGCAGCAAAAAGAUAUUUACUGACUGCACUCUGAACUAUCAAGCAAUUUAUUCAUCAUUGACUAAAAAUGCAUGUAUUAAUAGUAACCACUGAUGAAAGAUGAAGGGCUGAGUUUUAAUGUGUAAUCUAUCCAGAAUUGCCAGAUGAUGGUUGGAUUUCUAAUAAUUCACCAUUGUAAUGAGCGAGCUGAAAAUAAAUCAUUAAUUGUCAUACUUAAUCCAUUAUCAAGAAUAGCUUCAUUAGUUUAUUAAAUUCACACUAAAACAAUCAAUUUUAAAUAUUAAAAAAAAUUACAAACGUCAUUCUGUUUGUUCCAAUCUUUUAGAUUUGCAUUAUCUGACUCUUUUAUUAUCAAGUCUUUGUUGAUGUCUGUAUUGACUUCUAAAGUGCACACGCAGUUAAUUUAUAAAACCUACUCCCCUUUCCACUUAAACUCUUGGUCUUCUGCCUGUCAGCUAAAGUAGUUAUUUUUGUAAAUGAUUCUGAAUCUUUACAAUGUUACUGCCUUUCAAAGCGUGUUACUUUAAAAGGAUUAAAAGGAUUAUAAUUGAAUGCACGGAGUAUAAGAAAUAAAGUGGAUGAGCUUGAGGCUCAGUUGGAAAUUGGCAAGUAUGAUGUUGUGGGAAUAACAGAGAUAUGGCUGCAAGAGGACCAGGGCUGGGAAAUGAAUAUUCAGGGAUAUACAUCCUAUUGAAGGGACAGACAGGUUGGCAGAGGCGGUGGGGUGGCUCCGUUGGUGGGGAAUGAAAUUCAGUCACUUGCGAGGGGGGACUUAGAAUCAGGAGAUGUACAGUCAGUGUGGAUAGAACUGUGAAACUGUAAGGGCAAAAAGACCCUGAUGGGAGUUAUCUACAGGCCCCCAAACAGUAGCCUGGAUAUAGGGUGCAAGUUAAAUCAAGAGUUAAAUUUGGCUUGUCGCAAAGGUAAUUCUACGGUUGUUCUGGGGGAUUUCAACAUGCAGGUAGGCUGGGAAAAUCAGGUUGGUACUGGACCCCAAGAAAGGGAGUUUGUGGAAUGCCUCAGAGAUGGAUUCUUAGAGCAGCUUGUAUUAGAGCCUACAAGGGAGAAGGCAAUUCUGGAUUUAGUGUUGUGUAAUGAGCCAGAUUUGAUAAGGGAACAAGAGGUAAAGGAGCCAUUAGGAGGUAGUGACCAUAAUAUGAUAAGUUUUAAUCUACAUUUUGAGAGGGAGAAGGGAAGAUCGGAAGUGUCAGUAUUACAGUUGAACAAAGCGGACUAUGGAUCCAUGAGGGAGGAGCUGGUCAAAUUGACUGGAAAGAUACCCUAGCAGGGAUGACAGUGGAACCACAAUGGCAGGUAUUUCUGGGAAUAAUACGGAAGGUGCAGGAUCAGUUCAUUCCAAAGAGGAAGAAAGAUUCUAAGGGAAGUAAGGGGCAGCCGUGGAUGACAAGGGAAGUCAAGGACAGUAUAAAAAUAAAGAAGAGGAAGUAUAACAUAACAAGGAUGAGUGGGAAGCCAGAGGAUUGGGAGACUUAAGGAGCAACAGAAGAUAACUAAAAAGGCAAUACGGGGGGAAAAGAUGAGCUACAAAGGUAAGCUAACCAAGAAUAUAAAGGAGGAUAGUAAAAGCUUCUUGGGUAUGUGAAGAGGAAAAAAUUAGUUAAGACCAAAGUUGGGCCCUUGAAGACAGAAACAGGUGAAAUUAUUAUGGGGAACAAGGAAAUGGCAGAUGAGCUGAACAGGUACUUUGGAUCUUUCUUCACUAGGGAAGACGCAAACAAUCUCCCAGAUGUAAUAGUGGCCAGAGGACCUAGGAUUACAGAGGAACUGAAGGAAAUUCGCAUCAGGGAGAAAAUGGUGUUGGGUAAACUGAUGGGACUGAAGGCUAAUAAAUCCCCAGGGCCUGAUGGUCUGCAUCCCAGGGUACCUAAGGAGAUGGCUCUAGAAAUUGUGGAGGCAUUGGUAAUCAUUUUCCAAUGUUCUAUAGAUUCAGGAUCAGUUCCUGCGGAUUGGAGGGUGGCUAAUGUUAUCCCAUUUUUAAGAAAGGAGGGGGAGAGAAAACAGGCAAUUAUAGAUCAGUUAGUCUGACAUCAGUGGUGGGGAAGAUGCUGGAAUCAAUUAUAAAAGAUGAAAUAGCAGCAUAUUUGGAUAGCAGUGGCAGGAUAGGUCCGAGUCAGCAUGGAUUUACGAAGGGGAAAUCAUGCUUGACUAAUCUUCUGGAAUUUUUUGAGAAUGUAACUAUGAAAAUAGACAUGGGUAAGCCAGUGGAUGUAGUGUACCUGGACUUUCAGAAAGCCUUUGAUAAGGUCCCACAUAGGAGGUUAGUGUGCAAAAUUAGAGCAAAUGGUAUUGGGGGUAGGGUACUGACAUGGAUAGAAAAUUGCUUGGCAGACAGGAAACAAAGAGUAGGGAUUAAUGGGUCCUUUUCAGAAUGGCAGGCAGUGUCUAGUGGGGUACCACAAGGCUCGGUGCUGGGACCGCAGCUAUUUACAAUAUACAUUAACGAUUUAGAUGAAGGGAUUAAAAGUAACAUUAGCAAAUUUGCGGAUGACACAAAGCUGGGUGGCAGUGUGAAAUGUGAGGAGAAUGUUAUGAGAAUGCAAGGUGACUUGGACAGGUUGGGUGAGUGGGCAGAUGCAGUUUAAUGUGGAUAAAUGUGAGGUUAUUCACUUUGGUGGCAAGAACAUGAAGGCAGAUUACUAUCUGAAUGGUGUCAAGUUAGGAAAACGGGAAAUACAGCGAGAUCUAGGUGUCCUUGUUCAUCAGUCACUGAAAGUAAGCAUGCAGGUACAGCAGGCAGUGAAGAAAGCUAAUGGCAGGUUGGCCUUCAUAACAAGGGGAGUUGAGUAUAGGAGCAAAGAGGUCCUUCUGCAGUUGUACAGGGCCCUGGUGAGACCACACCUGGAGUAUUGUGUACAGUCUUGGUCUCCAAAUUUGAGGAAGGACAUUCUAGCUAUUGAGGGAGUGCAGCGUAGGUUCACGAGGUUAAUUCCCGGGAUGGCGGGACUGUCAUAUGUUGAAAGGUUGGAGUGACUGGGGUUGUAUACAUUGGAAUUUGGAAGGAUGAGAAGGGAUCUGAUUGAAACAUAUAAGAUUAUUAAAGGAUUGGACACGCUAGAGGCAGGAAACAUGUUCCUGAUGUUGGGGUAGUCCAGAACCAGAGGCCGCAGUUUAAGAAUAAGGGGUAGGCAAUUUAGAACAGAGUUGAGGAAAAACUUUUUCACACAGAGGGUUGUGGUUCUGUGGAAUGCUCUGCCUCAGAAGGCAGUGGAGGUCAACUCUCUAGAUUCUUUCAAGAAAGAGUUAGAUAGAUGUCUUAAAGAUAGCAGAGUGAAGGGGUAUGGGGAGAAGGCAGGAAAAGGGUACUGAUUGUGGAUGAUCAGCCAUGAUCACAGUGAAUGGUGGUGCUGGCUCGAAGGGCUGAAUAGCCUACUCCUGCACCUAUUGUCUAUUGUGUCUUUUCCAGUUACUGGUUUCUGGCUCAUCAUGCUAUCCUAUCAGAGGCCCAUGAAUGUGUCUCCAAUCUGAAAAGGAAAUUAAUAAAUGCUAAUAGGAAGUAAUGUAUUUGAAUACAGGGAUAGAGAGGGGUAAUAGGACUAAUUGGAUCAUUUUAGUGCUGUAAUUGACAUGAAUAACCUGUUAUAAUCUCCCUCUCAACUCUAUUUACAUUAAUUAAUCUUCUCCCACCUCCACUUCAGACCGCAGAACACAACCAGAGUCAGAAGUAACACUUUUUGUAUCUAUCAUGUUAUUGAUGUGUGUCUGCAGGCUUUACGCUGAUCAUUUUCCAGCAGCACCAUGUCCAUUGUUCAGCAGGGUGUAUUGCCCUUAUUUGGUUCACUCUUAUUUCAUUGUGCACUGCCUAUAUACUUGGUUGUCAGUGGAAACUUGUUUCAAGCUAUUCUUGGUUAUAUGGCACAUCAUCCAAGCACUUGAUAUCGGCACUGAACCAAUCUAUUUCAGAGUAAGUAUUCUCCUGACCAAAGAACAUUUCAGUACGUGUAUAAUUCUGAUAGCUUCCCGUUUCAUCGCAAAAUUUAGCGCUAAACAAAAAUGCUAUUCUCGGUAAUCCCAGCGCAAAUCCUUCCAGGCCCCUCCACUUGGAAACUCUGGAUUCAUAUCCAGAGUGUCUAGUAAUUUAUAUUAAAAAAAAACACUGCUGAAUCCAAGAGGCUUUUGGACUAACCUCCGAUCUGAAGUUCUUUGUCAAGGGUGGAAAGGUAACGAAAGCUGUGCGUGGUGGGAGGAUGCUGCCACUAGAACAGUGUUGCUCAAUGCUGCAUCCAGAUUUCAAAAUGCAACUAAAAUUCCAAUGAAGGACAGGAUGAAUCAAGAAAAAAACUAAAGUCCAGCUGAAAAAGGGAAGCCUGUGUUACGUACCCCGUAACUGGGUUGCCAAACCAGCAGAAAUGGAACACUCAUUGGAGUCUGGAUUACUAGGAACUAAUAAAGUUUUAUUAAAGAAAUAAGUAAUACAGUAUGCUAAUCGUAAGGAUAUAAAUGUAACAGGUUACCAAGAUAAUAUACACAGAAAUAGGGUAAUAGGAAUCAACCAAGCUCUAUCGCAGUCCAGGGGUAAAAUGAUCAGUCUUAAGGUGAAGUAGAGUUCAGUUCAGUCUAGUGUAGUUUGAAGUAAUCGCCGUUGUUGUACUGUUGGAGAGAGAGUGGGAGAGAGAGUGAGAGAUACAGUUGGUUUCAGGCAAACCUUUUCGAUGCCUUCUGAUCCAGCUGUGGUCACCAACUGUGACCCCUCCAUUCCGGAUGCGAUCGUUCUUCCGUGGUGAACCCGGCACCCAGGCAUGGGCGGACACACACCAGGUUCCCACCGAUCAUACCUUUACACCCUGUGAGCCUCUGACCAAUUCCCACGAACCGGUCCUCCAAACUCCCACCAACUUGUGGGGCACACUGCUCUUUCCAGGGUCUCGUGGCGUGUGUGUGUCGUGCCUUAGCAAACCUGUUAUUUUUAUCCCCCUGAUGGGGUAUCACCUGUCCAUCAAACUUCAGACAGUUCAGGUUCAAAGCAAACGGUCUGUGGCAGACGCCAACAUCUGAAUUGUGUCUCUUUCUCAUUAAUCUCUCUCUUAUCAGCAUUUUGAAUGUUUCUCCAUUGUCUUUUGUUAUCUCUCAUUAGCAUCAUGCAUUCUGCAGCUCUGCUUGGCUUCACACAUGACACCUGAUCUAGUCUAAAGAUACUGCAAAUUUAUGAUUACUGGCAAAAUUACCCAUUACAUUUCAGAGCAUUACAAAGUUAAAAAUAUCUAUUCUCAACUUCUGGUGCCCCAAGAUGUAAAAAGGAUAGUGUUACCUGUGCAUGUUUUGGAGAAAUGGUGCAAUAGAGGGGGAAAGAGUGGAUUUAGACAUGGACCCCUUGGUCCCCUCCAUCCCUUUUUCCUAUGGUUCACUUUCCUAUCAGAUUCUUUCCUCUCCAGCCCUUUGUCUUUCCUACUUGCUGGGCUUUACCUAUCAUUUUCUAUCUAUCCUCUCUCCCCACCUUUUUAUUCUGUCUUCCCCUUACUUUUCAGUGCUGAAGAAGGGUCUCAACUAGAAAUGUCUACUGUUUAUUCAUUUCCAUAAAGGCUGCCUGGCCUGCUGAGCUCCUCCAGCAUUUUGUGUGUUGCUUUGGAUUUCCAGCAUGUGCAUAUUUUCUUGAGUUCACAAUAACCUCAACUGUAAGUUUUGAAACAUUUUGUGGAAUAAAUUCUUAAAAUAUAUAUGCAUUUUAAGAUCGGAAUUUAUUUGUUUUAAAAGUGCAAACACUUCAGCACUGCUCUUUGGUCAAAAUAGGUGUAACAAUUCUUUUACAUUGUUCAAGCUAAACAGUAACAUGGUAGCCACUGGAAAUCACAUCACCUAUCACAGUUAUAUUAAAAGAUUUAAAGAUGGCAAAUUACCUGGUUAUUCAAUUGAUUUUUUUCCCUCACAUUUGCCAUGAGUAAUAUACUCAGUGCUAAUGUCAACUCUCAGCAAUGACUGCCAUAAAAGUAAUGUGUACAAAAACUAUUCCAAGCUGAGGAAAAUCUUGGUAAACUUCUUAAGUUUUCCUCAGAUUCAAAUUCUUGUCAAUGAAGUCCAAUAAAAGGAAACAAUCUGCAUUUGUCUAGCAGGUAAGGCAACCACACGUGAUUAAAGUUGAUUU
Molecule: messenger RNA, 8178 nt
Organism: Mobula hypostoma (lesser devil ray)
Lineage: Eukaryota; Metazoa; Chordata; Chondrichthyes; Myliobatiformes; Myliobatidae
Gene: rab33ba
Product: RAB33B, member RAS oncogene family a
Exons: 2
Coding region: 341-1018 (225 amino acids)
Biological process (GO): Rab protein signal transduction; regulation of exocytosis
Molecular function (GO): GTP binding; GTPase activity
Source: RefSeq, a predicted model, not a curated record